This is a messenger RNA of Protobothrops mucrosquamatus (brown spotted pit viper), 3822 nucleotides long. RefSeq names its product myelin regulatory factor (gene MYRF). The record is from RefSeq and is a predicted model, not a curated record. Gene Ontology annotation, biological process: positive regulation of DNA-templated transcription; protein autoprocessing; central nervous system myelin maintenance. Gene Ontology annotation, cellular component: nucleus; endoplasmic reticulum membrane. NCBI's taxonomy places the organism in Eukaryota, Metazoa, Chordata, Lepidosauria, Squamata, Viperidae. Gene Ontology annotation, molecular function: DNA-binding transcription factor activity; sequence-specific DNA binding. The transcript is spliced from 30 exons. The coding region runs from base 1 to 3822 and encodes 1273 amino acids.
AUGGUGUCCUCUCAAGUUACAGGAGUUACAUGUCCUAUUGAGAGCGGCUGCUUAAUUUUACAGCCGGGGGCAACAUAUGAGCACUUUCAUAGAUGGGGAAAUCCUGAGUGCCAACUGCUCACAAGCAAAAUCUCAUAUGCUAGUAUAGAACUUGACUUUGUUGUUACCUGGGAAAUGAUGUCCCUGGGAAAUGAUGGCCCCAGAGCAAAACAAAUUUACUGUCCACCCCACAAGCCUAUUGGAACAAAUGUUGGGCAACAGAGCAAAAGUGUAAGGAGGUUUCCUUCAGGUCAUGAUAUUAAUGGAGCACUUGAACCAUCAAACAUUGACACCAGCAUCCUGGAAGAAUACAUUGGUAAAGAGGACUCACAAGAUAUUUCCGAUUUAGAUUCCAUCUCUGACAUCCCAGCAUCAGCCGGUUAUCCUCAUACUCAGCCUGCUGGCUCUGCCACUAUCAAUGCAUCUGUCUCCAGUGUUGGUCAUAUAAUUACUCCUGUACCCAGUGGUAGCUUCCAUCAUGGUCCCCCAAGCACGCAGGUCCCAGUUCGUCAUGGUCUCCAUCCUGGUCCUUCAAGCAGUCAAGUUCCCCUACGGCACGCUCCCCCCUUGCCAAAUCCAUGUGGGUCCAGUUACAGUGCUCAUCUCAACUGCAACAACAACAAUGGCAUGGUAGUACCCAAAGGGUUUCUCAGUGGCCACUGCCUGUCCAACAUUGCCCCUCCAAUCAAAUCAGAAGCCUCCUACACAUCUGGCACUUUACCCGACUCUCCCCCAGAUUCCGGAUCCGAAGCUUACUCCCCCCAGCAGGUGAAUGAUCCUCACCUUCUUCGAACUAUGACUCCUGAGAAUAUGUGUCAAAUUACUCCCCCUUCACGGUUAGAGCAUCCCCCACCCCCUCCACCCCCACCCCACCUUCAGGGACUGCCACCACCACCUCCUCAUUCACACCAGCAGCAGCACAGCCAUCACUAUCCCAGCAUGCAACGGGACAUGUACGCGAAGGCUGAACCUCUGAUGCCACAGUUCACUAUAGGGCAAGGCAUGUCACCUGGUGACCUCCAUCAUGCUCAGCAGUCGCAGAUGCUUCACCAGCUACUUCAACAACACGGAACAGAACUUCCAGUGCACCCUGCCAAGAAGAGGAAACACUCAGAGUCACCAUCAAACACUCUCAAUGUGCAGAUGUUCAAUGGAAUGAUAAAACAGGAGCCAGGUACAGGAUCUGUGCCCCUCAACUCUGACAGAGUUCAAACACCUCCCUGGCAUCAGCAGGGGGCGCUCUCCCCAGGACUGAUUCAGGAUAAUGACAGCUUGAAUAGCUCCUCCUACUUGGAUCCCAACUACCAAUCCAUAAAAUGGCAGCCACAUCAGCAGAACAAGUGGUCGACCCUGUAUGAUGCUAACUACAAAGAGUUACCUAUGCCCACAUAUCGAGUAGAUGCAGAUAAAGGCUUCAAUUUCUCUGUGGGAGACGAUGCUUUCGUAUGCCAGAAAAAGAACCACUUCCAAGUCACCGUGUACAUUGGUAUGAUUGGAGACCCAAAAUAUGUCAAGACUCCUGAGGGUCUGAAGCCACUUGAAUGCUUCUAUCUGAAACUGCACGGGGUGAAGUUGGAAGCAUUGAACCAGUCAAUCAAUAUAGAACAGUCUCAGUCGGACCGCAGCAAAAGACCUUUUAAUCCUGUCAUGGUCAAUUUGCCUCCAGAGCAAGUCACGAAGGUCACAGUGGGCCGGCUGCAUUUCAGUGAGACCACGGCCAAUAACAUGAGGAAGAAGGGGAAGCCUAAUCCUGAUCAGAGUCUAUGCUUAUCUGGUCCUGUCUUGAAAGUCUAUGAAGUACGACCAACACCGAAACGUUCGAGUGAGAGUCUUGGUCUUGAUCAAAGGGCCGGUUCGGGGGUAAAACACAAACAGAGGGCAGACGGGGACCCUGGAGUCUGCAGACAAGCUUCUAACCCAGGUCAAUUUGAGAGUGACAGUGAUGUACUUUGGCAACGCUCUCAGCUCCCUGACACUGUCUUUCACCAUGGCCGAGUUGGCAUCAACACAGACCGACCUGAUGAAGCCUUGGUUGUCCAUGGCAAUGUAAAAGUUAUGGGAUCCCUUAUGCACCCAUCAGACAUCCGAGUAAAAGAUGACAUCCAAGAGGUAGACACCACAGAACAACUGAAGAGAAUCUCCCGUAUGCGGCUGGUGAACUAUAAUUACAAGCCAGAGUUUGCUGCCACUGCUGGCUUGGAGAAUACAACUGAGACAGGUGUUAUUGCUCAAGAGGUAAAGGAAAUUCUUCCAGAAGCAGUGAAGGAUUCUGGGGAAAUAGUCUUUACCAGUGGGAAAACUAUUGAGAAUUUCCUUGUGGUCAAUAAGGAGCGUAUUUUUAUGGAAAAUGUUGGGGCUGUGAAGGAGCUCUGCAAACUGACUGACAACCUGGAGAACCGGAUUGACGAACUAGAGAGGUGGAGUCAUAAACUGGCCAAGCUCAAAAGACUGGACAGUAUGAAGUCAACUGGAAGCUCUGGAGCAUUCAGCCAAGCUGGGAGUCAGUUCAGCCGUGCAGAAAGCAUGCCGCAUAAAAAGAGACCCCCCAAAGUGGCAGGCAAGACUCCUUCACAAGGAGUCAAAGACCAAGCUUGCAUCAGCCAACGUUUUCUGCAAGGUACCAUUAUUGCUCUGGUGAUCAUCAUGGCAUUCAGUGUGGUGUCCAUGUCUACACUCUAUGUGCUAAGCUACCGCAGUGAGGAGGACCUUGUGGAUAUUGAAGGCUCUUUUGCUGUGCCUACUACUUGCCUUCUGGCUCUUUUUCAGCACAGAGGUCCUGGCGUCCCAGUUGCUCUCUGUCCAUGGUCCAGUCAGAACAUAGAUAAAAAUAAGAUGACAUUUUCCACUACUGCAUCAUCAAAUACCCCUGACAAUGCUUCCCCUUCAGAGCAUGCCACAACCCACGCACCUGACUUGUCCCUUGCCUUGCCUGCCUAUAACAUAGUCGUCUGUAUCAACCCACCUUGUUUUUCUACCUGUUGCUCUUCUGUUCCCAACAACAUAUCUACUCCUGGACCUUCUGGGACCACUACAGUCCCCACCAACCGGAUAGGCCAAAACUUCGUGUCACUCCUACCAGUGACAAACAUCAAAGCCAAAUCGAGGGGGAUCACCGGCAAGACAACUUCCCACACGAAGUGGCCAAAGACUGCUGAUCGAUCCCGGGGCUUUGGGGGUCCCAAUGCCAGCCCCUCCUCCCUCUUUACCAACAUCCAGAGCAAGUCCAAAUAUAUUGCCAACCUCCCUCUCACAUACAACAGCUUUCCUUCCGAUCAGAUAUCACGACGGCAGCGACGGAGCAUCAGCCAACCAGAUGCUAAGGAACCUGGCAUUGCAAGCACCAAGCAUACUGAAAUGGCUCCUGUGCUCCAGUCUGUGUCCCUGUUGGAGGCGAAUGUGGUCAUCUUACCCCAGGUCUGUGCUGCAGGGGAUGAUUGCAGGACUGGAAAUAUCACUUAUCGCAUUCCCAUCAGCAAAUUUACAUCAGUGAACACAAAUCUUACUUUGGAAAUGAAUGCUUCCUCAGCUGUAUCUGGCUAUCUUUGUAAUCUCACAUCUAAUAGCCCAUGUCUGCACACUGACAGUGACCUAGACAGCUUGUCGAAUGCAACAGACAUUCAGGGAGCAACAUACCGUUGGACUGUGGUUAUGAUGCCAUUCCAGGAAUUUACUUACCAUUUCCGAUUAGCUAGGCCUGGCCAAGCUAACUGCAGUACCCCUUUGGAGCAGAUGGGCUCUCUCUUUCAUGACUACUAUUUCCAGUUUUAUUGGCUCUGUGAGUGA